UCGGCGGGGGCGCGCUCGGGAGCCGGGACGGCGGGAGCCGCGGCGCAGCCUUCCCGGGCCGCCCGCACGCGCCGGCCAUGGCCGAGCACGGCUGCCCGCUGGAGGAGGCGCCGCUGCCCGCCGAGGUGCGGGAGAGCCUGGCCGAGCUGGAGCUGGAGCUGUCGGAAGGUGACAUCACUCAGAAAGGAUAUGAAAAGAAAAGGGCAAAAUUGCUUGCCCGUUACAUGCCACUUGUUGCAGGUGCAGACCUGCCCCCUUCCAUGGGGAACAGGCUCCCUGGGCCUUCACAGACGACGGCCAUGCUCAAGCCAAAGUCUCGGCCAGCCACCUCCCGGGACGAGCGCUUCCGCUCAGAUGUGCACACCGAGGCUGUCCAGGCGGCUCUGGCCAGAUACAAGGAGAAGAAGAUGCCCAUGCCCUCCAAGAGGCGCUCGGUCCUUGCACACACGUCGGCUGGAGCUAGCACCCCCCCAGACACGUCGUCUGCCUCAGAAGAUGAGGGCUCUUUACGGCCUCCCGGGCAACGCGCCUGCACUCCGCUCCAGAGCCGUCCCAGCGUCGAGCCCUGGCUCGACCGGGUCAUUCAGGGCUCGUCCACCUCAUCCUCCGCAUCCUCCACCUCAUCUCACCCGGGAGCGAGACCUGCCGCUGCCCCCAGCCACGCUGCCACGCCAGGGGCUGCUGCCGUCACCGCACUUGCAGGCCUCGUGGCCCACACCCACAUAGAUCUGCAGUCCGCCCCUCCUGACGUCACCACAGGCCUGCUGGGGCACCUGCACUGUGAGCGUCCACAAGUGGCCUCUGUGAGAGGCGUUCCCCGGGGGCCCAGCACAAGAGUCCUGGAAACAGCUGAUGGGGUCCCUGUGAACAGCAGAGUGUCUUCCAAGAUCCAGCAGCUUCUCAACACACUGAAGAGGCCCAAGCGCCCUCCACUGAAGGAGUUCUUUGUGGAUGAUUUUGAGGAGCUGCUGGAAGUUCAGCAACCAGAUCCGAGUCAGCCCAAGCCGGAGGGGAGUCAGACGGUGGUGCUGAAGGGGGAACCUCUGUCGGCGGGCACACCCUGGCCACCGUCCCUGCUGGCUGCGCUGCGGCACUGGGGAGUGACGCAGCCCAAAGCCCCCUGCCUGACUGCACUGGACACAGCGGGGAAGGCCGUCUGCACCCUAACCUACGGAAAACUUUGGAGUCGGAGUUUAAAACUAGCUUAUACUCUACUUAAUAAACUGACAAGUAGGAACGAGCCACUACUCAAACCUGGAGACAGAGUGGCCCUUGUAUUUCCAAACAGUGACCCAGUGAUGUUCAUGGUUGCGUUUUACGGUUGUCUCCUGGCCGAGCUGGUUCCUGUGCCCAUAGAGGUGCCACUGACAAGAAAGGAUGCGGGCAGCCAGCAGGUGGGGUUCCUGCUGGGCAGCUGUGGAGUCACGCUGGCCCUGACUACGGAUGCCUGUCAGAAGGGCUUGCCCAAGGCACAGACGGGAGAAGUGGUGGCGUUCAAAGGUUGGCCCCCCCUCUCCUGGCUGGUGAUUGACGGGAAGCAUCUGACCAAGCCCCCCAAGGACUGGCACCCAGCGGCCCUGGAUGCCGGGGUAGGGACUGCCUACAUCGAGUACAAAACCAGCAAGGACGGCAGCACUGUGGGCAUCACCGUGUCCCACGCAUCCCUGCUGGCGCAGUGUCGGGCUCUGACCCAGGCGUGUGGGUACUCAGAAGCAGAGACUGUGACGAAUGUGUUGGAUUUCAAAAGGGAUGCUGGACUGUGGCAUGGAGUGCUGACGAGCGUCAUGAACAGGCUGCAUGUGGUCAGCAUACCGUACGCGCUGAUGAAGGUGAACCCGCUCUCCUGGAUUCAGAAAGUCUGCUUCUACAAAGCCCAGGCCGCCCUGGUGAAGUCGCGAGACAUGCACUGGUCCCUGCUGGCUCAGCGAGGGCAGAGAGACGUCAGUCUCAGCUCUCUGCGCAUGCUCCUUGUGGCUGAUGGCGCCAACCCCUGGUCCAUAUCCUCCUGCGAUGCCUUCCUCAAUGUCUUCCAGUCCAGGGGCCUGAGGCCGGAGGUCAUCUGUCCUUGCGCCAGCUCUCCUGAGGCACUGACGGUCGCCUUGCGCAGGCCACCUGACCUAGGAGGACCCCCUGCGCAGAAAGCUGUCCUGUCGAUGAGUGGUCUGAGUUACGGCGUAAUUAGGGUCGACACUGAAGAGAAGCUGUCGGUGCUCACAGUCCAGGACGUCGGCCAGGUGAUGCCAGGAGCAAGCAUGUGUGUCGUGAAGCUGGAGGGGACCCCUUACCUCUGCAAGGCAGAUGAAGUUGGGGAGAUCUGUGUGGACUCCAGGGCCACUGCGACUGCGUACUAUGGGCUGCUCGGGAUCACAAGGAACGUAUUUGAGACCAUGCCAGUCACUGCAGCAGGAGUCCCUGUCUCUGACCGGCCUUUCACCAGGACUGGCCUGCUGGGCUUCAUUGGGCCUGAUAGCCUGGUGUUUGUCGUGGGCAAGCUGGACGGGCUGAUGGUCGUUGGGGUACGCAGGCACAAUGCAGACGACGUUGUGGCCACUGCACUGGCCGUGGAGCCCAUGAAGUUUGUCUACAGAGGCAGGAUUGCUGUGUUUUCGGUGACUGUGCUGCACGAUGACCGCAUUGUCCUGGUGGCCGAGCAGCGGCCUGAUGCCUCAGAGGAGGACAGCUUCCAGUGGAUGAGCCGCGUGCUGCAGGCCAUCGACAGCAUCCACCAGGUGGGCGUGUACUGCCUGGCUCUGGUUCCUGCCAACACACUGCCCAAGGCUCCGCUUGGAGGGAUUCACAUCUCUGAAACCAGACAGCGCUUCCUGGAAGGGACACUGCAUCCAUGCAACGUGCUGAUGUGCCCCCACACCUGCGUCACCAACCUCCCCAGGCCACGCCAGAAGCAGCCAGAGGUUGGACCGGCCUCCAUGGUCGUUGGGAACCUGGUGUCAGGGAAGAGGAUCGCGCAGGCCUCGGGGAGAGAGCUGGCCCACAUGGAGGACAGCGACCAGGCACGCAAGUUCCUGUUCCUGGCUGACGUGCUGCAGUGGCGGGCCCACACCACACCCGACCACCCGCUGUUCCUGCUGCUCAAUGCUAAGGGCACAGUCACCAGCACAGCCACCUGCGUCCAGCUGCACAAGAGGGCCGAGCGGGUGGCCGCGGUCCUGAUGGAGAAGGGGAGGCUGCGUGUCGGGGACCACGUGGCUCUGGUGUAUCCCCCAGGGGUGGACCUCAUUGCUGCCUUCUACGGCUGCCUGUACUGUGGCUGUGUGCCAGUCACCGUGCGGCCCCCACACCCCCAGAACCUCGGCACCACACUGCCCACCGUCAGGAUGAUUGUGGAGGUCAGCAAGUCUGCAUGCGUCCUCACCACCCAGGCCAUCACACGGCUGCUCAGGUCCAAGGAGGCAGCCGCUGCUGUGGACAUCAGGACCUGGCCAACCAUCCUUGACACAGAUGAUGUGCCCAAGAAGAGGGUGGCCAGCAUAUUCAGACCCGCCUCCCCAGAUGUGCUGGCAUACUUGGACUUCAGCGUGUCAACCACGGGGAUAUUAGCAGGCGUGAAGAUGUCGCAUGCGGCCACCAGUGCUUUGUGUCGCUCCAUCAAGCUCCAGUGUGAGCUGUACCCCUCGCGGCAGGUUGCCAUCUGCCUGGACCCCUACUGUGGCCUGGGCUUGGCCCUGUGGUGCCUGUGCAGUGUCUACUCAGGACAUCAGUCAGUGCUGGUGCCCCCACUGGAGCUGGAGAGCAACGUGGCACUGUGGCUGUCAGCCGUCAGCCAAUACAAGGCACGUGUCACCUUCUGCUCCUACUCGGUGAUGGAGAUGUGCACCAAGGGACUGGGCACACAGACAGCCACGCUCAGGAUGAAGGGUGUGAACCUGUCCUGUGUGCGAACCUGCAUGGUGGUGGCAGAGGAGCGGCCCCGCAUCGCGCUCACACAGUCCUUCUCCAAGCUCUUCAAGGACCUGGGUCUGCCUGCGCGUGCUGUGAGCACCACCUUUGGGUGCAGGGUCAAUGUGGCCAUCUGCCUCCAGGGCACGGCUGGCCCGGACCCUACGACCGUGUACGUGGACAUGCGGGCCCUGCGCCAUGACAGAGUGCGUUUGGUGGAACGGGGUUCUCCACACAGCCUGCCGUUGAUGGAGUCUGGAAAGAUUCUCCCCGGAGUGAAGGUCAUCAUCGCACACACCGAGACCAAGGGGCCCCUGGGAGACUCGCACCUGGGAGAGAUCUGGGUGAGCAGCCCCCACAACGCCACUGGGUACUACACUGUCUAUGGGGAGGAGGCACUUCAUGCUGACCACUUCAGUGCCCGGCUGAGCUUUGGGGACAGCCAGACCAUCUGGGCCAGGACUGGGUACCUUGGCUUCCUUCGAAGGACGGAGCUUACUGAUGCCAGUGGAGAGCCACAUGAUGCGCUGUACGUGGUCGGGUCCCUGGAUGAAACGCUGGAGCUGAGGGGUAUGCGCUACCACCCCAUCGACAUUGAGACUUCUGUUAUCCGAGCCCACAGGAGCAUCGCCGAGUGUGCUGUCUUCACCUGGACCAACCUGCUGGUGGUAGUGGUGGAGCUGGAUGGUCUGGAACAAGAAGCACUGGACCUGGUGGCACUGGUGACCAACGUAGUGCUGGAGGAGCACUACCUGGUGGUGGGCGUAGUGGUCCUGGUGGACCCGGGCGUCAUUCCCAUCAACUCCCGUGGUGAGAAGCAGCGCAUGCACUUGCGGGAUGGCUUCCUGGCCGACCAGCUGGACCCUAUCUACGUGGCCUACAACAUGUGAGCACUAUGCACAUGCGACGUGGC
This is a messenger RNA of Ochotona princeps (American pika), 4810 nucleotides long. It is a transcript of the gene DIP2A, whose product is annotated as disco interacting protein 2 homolog A. Gene Ontology annotation, cellular component: cell surface. The transcript has 38 exons. The coding region runs from base 78 to 4787 and encodes 1569 amino acids. Lineage: Eukaryota; Metazoa; Chordata; Mammalia; Lagomorpha; Ochotonidae. The record is from RefSeq and is a predicted model, not a curated record.